AUGAUUCGCCGCGCCAUCUCGGACGCGCCGAGCUACGGCGACCGAGGGACGUUCGAGGACUACGAGGGGUGGUCGUUCUGGACCUUCUUCGCCGCCGUGCACUGGAUCUUACUCGUCACGACGCUGCCGCUGUUCAUCGAAGCCGCGGCGGGGUGUCAGGGCGAACGGAAGAAACGCAUCGACGGCGCGCGCGGGUACACCGACUACGGCGGCGGCGGCGGCGGCGGCGAGUACGCGGCGCUGCCCGCGGCGCCGCCGACGAAGCGCUUGACGUUCGACACCGGGGGAACGGAGAUCGUCGAAGAGGACUCCGCGGCGACCGCCGCCGCCGCGUGA
This is a messenger RNA of Micromonas pusilla CCMP1545, 336 nucleotides long. RefSeq lists its product as uncharacterized. The record is from RefSeq and is a predicted model, not a curated record. Bases 1 to 336 code for a protein of 111 amino acids. The transcript is spliced from 3 exons. Lineage: Eukaryota; Viridiplantae; Chlorophyta; Mamiellophyceae; Mamiellales; Mamiellaceae.